Molecule: messenger RNA, 6392 nt
Organism: Mytilus californianus (California mussel)
Lineage: Eukaryota; Metazoa; Mollusca; Bivalvia; Mytilida; Mytilidae
Product: disco-interacting protein 2 homolog C-like
Exons: 41
Coding region: 111-4829 (1572 amino acids)
Source: RefSeq, a predicted model, not a curated record
UCACGCGAGACUUAGGUGUGGUGUGAAGCACUACACAAAAUGGCGAAGAUUGAUUUUCAAACACUUGAGUGACAGACGAUAUUUAUUUGUAUAUUAUUUAAAAAAUCACAAUGGCAGAUGUUGAGGUGGAUUUAGCAAAGCUUCCUCAAGACAUAAAUGAACAAUUGCGCGAGCUUGAACUUGAAUUAUCAGAGGGUGACAUCACACGAAAAGGCUAUGAUAAGAAAAGAUCACGUUUGCUGAACCCUUAUGUCAACAAAAGUCCACCUCAACAACCUUCUGGGCAAAAUGCACCCAGUCCAAAAACAGCUGCAAACAGAAAAGAGGCCAGGAGGGUCACAAGGGAAGACAACAGAUAUCAUUCAGAAGUGCGAACGGAAGCAGUGAUGCAGGCUCUAGCUCAGUACAACAAAAGGGUACCAGUGAUGCCAUUACCUUCAAAACGUACAUCAGUUAAUUAUAAAGGCCAAGAACGUCAAAGACAUGAAUCUUCAUCUGAUGAUGACAGUAUAUUCGGUGAAGACCAGAAUCGUGAUUUUCUACGAGGUGGGAGGUUACGUGAUAGUGGUGCUAGUUCGUCUUCCUACUCUGACCAUUCCCCUCACCACCAGGGGCGUGACCAAAGACCACAAAGUGCAAUGUUCUUUUUACCUGGCAACACCUCUAGGGCUGUAUCAGAUGUCCACCAUUCCAGACAUUCACAACCAAUUUCACAACCACCUGAUGUAACCAACAAUGCAAAGAGUAUGAGACAAGCCGAUCGUGUCGGACCCUACGCUGCCUCACAUGUCUCAUCUGUAAGGAUGACUAAUACAGGCACUGUGACUGGGAUGGAGGAUGCUAAUGGCUCAAGACACCAAGGAAAAGUUUCUGCCAAGAUUCAACAAUUGCUCAACACAUUAAAAAGACCUAAAAGAAAACCAUUAAAAGAAUAUUUUGUAGAGGAUGAUGAAGCUUUAGAAGCUCCAGUUCCUGACCCCAAUGCACCAAAACCAGAAGGAAACAUUCUUACACCAGUUGCUGGUGAACAGUUAAAUACCCCCUCAGGAUUACCCAGAAAUCUGGAGGCAGCAUUACAGAGAUAUGGUUCUUCUACAUAUAAAGCUAAUGCUGUUACUGUCCUGGACCAAAGUGGAAAACCGUCAUUAAAUUUAACCUAUGGAAAAUUAUUAAACCGUACACAGAAAAUUGCUUAUUGUUUAUUACAUAAAACUGGACAGAAAAGUGGAGAUGGAGCUGUCAAACCAGGAGAUAGGGUUGCCUUAGUUUACCCAAACAAUGACCCAAUAUCAUUUAGCUGUGCUUUCUAUGGUUGUUUAGUAGCUGGAGUUGUACCGGUACCAGUAGAAGUUCCUUCGGCAAGACGGUCUAAUCACGCCGUUGUUGACCAUUUAUGGGAUGCUGGAAGUGAAGGGAUUGGGUUCAUGCUAGGAAGUCUAAAUGUACAGUGGGGAUUAACAUCAGAAGCCUGUUAUAAAAGUCUAUCAAAAUCUGCCAGUGGUGAAGUUAGUAGUUUUAAAGGCUGGCCCAAACUGCACUGGUUUAUAACAGACAAUUUAGCCAAACCACACAAAGACUGGCAACCUCCGCCUAAAGUCUCAGAGGAUAUUCCUGCUUAUGUAGAAUAUACACAAGGAAAAGAUGGAAGUACUAUGGGAGUUACAGUUACAAGGAGCAGUAUGUUAUGUCACGCAAGAACGCUUACAGUGGCAGCUAAUUAUACAGAAGGUGAAGUGAUGGUUUGUGUAUUAGACUUUAAACGUGAAUUGGGAUUGUGGCAUGGGAUUUUAUGUAGUGUAUUUAAUGGCAUGCAUGUGAUAUUUGUUCCCUAUUCUCUGAUGAAAGUUGAUCCUGCCUCAUGGAUGAAAAUGGUCACCAAAUAUAAAGCUUCAGUUGCAAUAGUGAAGUCUAGAGACAUGCACUGGGGUCUGUUAGCACAGAAAGAUCAUAAAGAUAUAAACUUUAGUGCUUUACGUCUCUUACUGGUGGCCGAUGGAGCUAACCCUUGGUCUCUUACUUCCUGUGAUGCUUUCUUUAAUGCGUUCCAAAGCAAAGGACUAAAAUCUGAUGCAAUCUGUCCAUGUGCCACUUCUGUAGAGGGCCUUACAGUUUCUGUGAGAAGGCCUGGGAGAACAAGUGCUAGUGCAACAGGUCGUGGUAUUUUAUCUAUGUUAGGGUUAAGUCAUGGUGUGGUACGAGUGGACAGUGAAAAUAGUUUAACUUCUUUAACACUCCAGGAUUGUGGUCAAGUUAUGCCAGGAGCUGUGAUGAUUGUGAUAAAAGUUGAUGGGUUACCAUAUCUCUGUAAAACAGAUGAAGUCGGAGAGUUGUGUGUCUGUGCUGGUUACACAGGCAGCAAUUACUGGGGUCUACAGGGAGUCACCAGUAAUACUUUCCAGAUACAGCCUCUAAACAAUGAUGGACGACCUAUAGGAGACAAAUUAUAUGUACGGACAGGGUUGUUAGGAUUCCUAGGACCGGGUGGUUUAGUAUUUGUUUGUGGUAGUAAAGAAGGUCUGAUGCAGGUAUCAGGGCGACGGCAUAAUACAGACGAUAUAAUAGCAACAGUAUUGGCAGUAGAACCAAUGAAAUUUAUUUACCGUGGACGAAUUGCUGUGUUUUCAAUCAAUGUACUUAAAGAUGAGCGAAUUGUGAUCGUGGCAGAACAGAGACCUGACUGUUCAGAGGAAGAGAGUUUCCAAUGGAUGAGUAGAGUUUUACAAGCCGUAGAUAGUAUACAUCAAGUUGGGGUCUUUUGUUUGUCUCUAGUCCCUCACAAUUAUUUGCCAAAGACUCCACUGGGUGGUAUACAUUUACAUGAAACAAAGAAAAGAUUUUUAGAAGGAAGCUUACAUCCUGCAAAUGUGCUCAUGUGUCCUCAUACAUGUGUUACAAAUCUACCAAAACCAAGAGAAUUCAAACCAGAUGUGACGCCCUCAGCAGUCCAUGUUGGUAACAUUGUACAGGGGGCAAGGAUGGCGUGGGCUCAAGGGAGAGAACUUACAUCUUCAGACGAAGAGACAGAUAAUGCUAAAAAGCACCAGUUUUUAACAGAGAUUUUACGAUGGAGGUCACAGUCCACACCUGAUCAUAUAUUAUUUACGAUGCUCAAUUCUAAGAUUCAAGGGAAAUGGCCUUACCAGAUUCAGCCUCAGUUACAAAUGACUUGUUCACAGUUACAUAAGAGAGCAGAAAGAAUAGGUUGUAUGUUAAUGGAAAAAGGGAGACUGAAUACUGGAGAUCAUGUUGCUCUGAUUUACUCUCCAGGGAUAGAAUUAAUAGCAGCUUUCUAUGGUUGUUUAUAUGUGGGUUGUGUUCCCGUGACGAUACGACCGCCCCACCCACAGAAUAUUGCCACAACAUUACCAACAGUUAAAAUGAUAGUUGAAGUCAGCAAAGCAUCAGCUAUAUUAACCAGUUCUAUGGUACUGAAGCUGAUGAAAUCAAAGGAAGCAACAUCUAUAGUGGAACCAAAGUCAUGGCCUUCAUUUAUAGACACAGAUGAUUUAACCAAGAAAAAAAUACAAGUGGUUUACCGAGCACCUACUCCAGAAAUGAUUUGUUAUCUGGACUUUAGUGUUUCUACUACUGGGAUGUUAGCAGGUGUUAAGAUGUCUCAUGCUGCUGCAACUGCCCUUUGCAGAGCAAUCAAACUUCAAUGUGAAUUUUACCCUUCAAGGGACGUAACUCUGUGUUUAGAUCCAUAUUGUGGAUUAGGUUUUGUUUUAUGGUGUCUCACUAGUAUAUAUUCAGGUCAUCAUUCCAUACUGAUAGCUCCGUCAGAAGUAGAAACAAAUCCAGCCGUGUGGCUGACUGCUGUUAGUAAUUAUAAAGUUCGUGAUACAUUUUGUUCAUAUGGUGUGAUGGAGUUGUGCACCAGAGGAUUAGGAACAUCUACAGCCACAUUAAAGGCUCGUGGUGUCAAUUUAUCAUGUGUUCGUACCUGUUGUGUGAUAUCAGAGGAACGUCCAAGGAUCCAGUUGACCACAUCUUUCACAAAGUUAUUUGCCAAUCUUGGUCUUUCUCUGAGAGCUGUCAGUACAAGUUUUGGUUGUAGGGUAAACUUAGGCAUGUGCUUACAAGGAGCAUCAUGUCCUAAUUGUACCACAGUAUAUGUAGAUAUGAGAGCCCUCAGGAACGAUAGAGUUACUUUGGUGGAGAAAGGAAGUCCUCAUAGUCUUUGUGUAAUGGAGUCUGGCAAGCUUCUGCCUGGAGUAAAAGUUGUGAUAGCUAACCCGGAUACAAAAGGACAGUGUGCAGAUUCACAUUUAGGAGAGAUCUGGGUGCACAGCCCCCAUAAUGCAGCAGGAUAUUCCAGUAUCUAUGGUGAUGAUUCCCUUCAUGGUGACCAUUUCGAUUCCCGUUUAGCUACAGGAGAUAUCCAUACAUCCUAUGCCAGGACGGGUUAUUUGGGAUUUGUCCGCAGAACAGAUCUGACACAAAGUGAUGGAGGUCGCCAUGAUGCUAUUUUUGUUGUUGGAUCAUUAGAUGAGACUGUGAUGUUGAGAGGAAUGAGAUACCAUCCCAUAGAUAUAGAAACCAGUGUUCUACGUUCUCAUAGGAAAAUCUGUGAAUGUGCUGUGUUUACAUGGACUAAUCUAUUAGUGGUUGUAGUGGAGCUGGAAGGACAUGAAAAUGAGGCUCUUGACCUUGUUCCCUUGGUUACAAAUGUGACAUUAGAAGAACAUUAUCUAAUAGUUGGUGUUGUUGUUGUUGUUGAUCCCGGUGUCAUACCCAUCAACUCCCGAGGAGAGAAACAACGAAUGCAUCUACGUGACGGUUUCCUCGCUGACCAACUGGACCCCAUCUAUGUCGCCUAUAAUAUGUAAUGACACCAUCUUUGUCACCUAUUAUAUAUAACAUUACGAAGAAAUCAUCAUUAACAUACAAGAUUUCACCCGUCUUGCACUUUGUUCGUUAUGGUUGAUUAGUCUCUUAUGUUGAAGCUUACAAACAUGCUAGCUGUCAUUAAAAGCGUGCAGAACACAGAAAGCUUAAAGAAAAAGAAUUCUGGCUAUAGUUUCUGCACAGUGUAUUUCAAAUACACAAAGUCUUUAAAAAAACAUCCCAUUCUUCAAUAUAGUAGAUCUGAAGUUCAGCAUAUUAUUUCUGUAUUAACUUUGCAGGUGUGAUGAGAGUUAAUUCCCUUUGUCAUACUUCCUGUUAGGAAAAUAUUGCAAUGCAAUCCCACCUAAAUGUUAUCAUUCCCUGAUCAUUGUUAUCAAAUGUAAUUUAGUUUGCAUGCGUAGGCAGAUUUUAGAUAAUAGGAAAAUGAUAUAGAAAUGUUAAAACAGAUAGUUUAGGAUAUCUUAUAAAGAUUUUAUUGCCAUUCUGAUUUUAAACCUUACAUUUGUAUUCUGUUGAAGAGGAUUGGUACACUGAUGAAUAAUGAUUAUGGAAUUUUAGUAAUCAGAAUACAUGUACGUGUAAGAGGCCAGUAUGUAAGAAUUGUGUACAGUCUGAAGGUUAUGACAAAUUCGUGAUAGAAUAUAAUUUCAAGAAACAGUAUUGUUAAGAAUUUGGGCAUUUUGUUUUUGCUUUAUUUUCUUGUAACUUUUGAAACUUCUUUUUGACAAGAAAUUAGUACUGCAAACCAGUUCAUAAGAAUCAAUAAUGCUGAGUUUAUAUAAAAAAAAAAAAAAAGUUUUGAAAAAAGUUUGUCGCGAGUAAAACAUUAUUUUUUCAUACAUCACAGGAAUGAAAAGUUAUCUUCAUUUGUGAAGAAAAGAGAAAGAGUAUGUAUAAAAGAUAUCUAAUCUGUACUAACCAAUACAGUUGUUAUUCAGUUUACUGCUUUUCAACGAUGAAGCUAUUAUGUAUUAACCCAAAAAUAAAACCAAGAAUUUUAUAAUAUGUUUACUGAGUUUUGUUAUCCACACAGAAAUAGUGCUUUAGUUUAAUAUAUUUGUUUUUGUUUUGUGUAUAAUUUGUUAAAACUUAUGUAUAAUAAGGUAAUGCUAUUUUUUGAAUUUCUUUUUUUCGUUUUUAUUUUUUUAAAACUUAUAUAAACUUGUUCAGAUUUGGAAAAUACUAACAGGGAAGAAGAUAAUAAUAUUAUACAAUAAAGAUGAGGUCCUAAAUUUGUCUGGGUCCAAUGUCCUUGACCCAUUUAUGUUCGAAAAAGACCUCUCAUACCUUUGAAUAGGAAGUCCAAUCGAAAACUGUUUUGGUUGAAUAAUAACAAUAUAUAAAAGACCAUAUUUUAUUUGGGAUUUAUAAUUCUUUGGUUACUAAUAAUGGUGGAUAAAGGUGAACCACACAAGUUAAGUAUUCAACAAAAAACAAAUUCUCUCUAGGCUUGUAUAAAUAUUUUGUUAAAAACAUGAAACCAAGUAUCAACAAAUAUUCAAUUUAUCCUAAAUUAACAGAAAUUUGUAUUAACAAAACAUAAA